CAAAAUGGAAAGCGCCCACCCGGUUUCGGUCGGUCAGAUUUUAAACAAUAGAUAUGAAAUCACCAAACAACUCGGAUCAGGUCAAUACUCGACUGUUUGGUUGGCUAGGGAUAAGAUACUGGGAUCCUACAGCGCGGUCAAAAUUCUUCGUGAACAUUGUGACGGUGGCGAAAAUGAGACCUUCGAGCUGGAUAUCUUGAAACGUCUUAGCGAAGGCAAUCCAGACCAUACUGGUUACCAGCAUAUCACUCGUCUUCUCGAUCAUUUCAUUUACAACCACCAUCUAUGUCUCGUCCUGAAGCCUACGGCGGAAAACAUCAAAGAUUUUUGUCUCUUCUUUGAGGAUGCUAGAAUCCCUGCCUCCAUCAUGAAACGGAUAGCGAAACAGUUACUUUCUGCGUUGGAAUAUGCUCAUUCAUUGGGAAUUAUCCACACCGAUAUAAAACAAGACAAUAUCAUGGUAAAAAUCAGAGAUGAGUCUAUCAUCGAGGAGCAUCUUCAAAACCCAGGAAAUAGUCUCGGGGAGCUCAAUUUCGAUGAUCGCAACGACUUCUCUGAAAUUCAAGUCGUCCUUGGUGACUGGGGGACGGCGAGCUGGGAAUCACGCCACUUGACAGAAAUCAUACAGCCAAGACUUCUUCGAGCUCCCGAAGUCUUAUUGCAAGCACCAUGGGGCAAGGAAGUUGAUAUAUGGAACCUAGGCGCUCUGCUCCCCGAGCUCCUCGAUACGGUGCAAAUGUUUUCCGGCCGAGCUACCGCGACUGGUGGUAUUUAUCACAUUAAACAUCACAUUGAGGAAAUUGACGCCCUGUUUGGUCCAUUCCCUUCUCAUCUCCUGGAGAAAGGAAGCCCAGAGAUUGUACAGAGGCUAUUCAAUGAAAGCCUGCAAAUCAGAGACCCCAUUGAACGUCCGCCGGCUAGCCUCGACAGGUGGAUUCAGUGUCUGAGUGGGAAGGAAAAGCACAACUUUCUCUUGCUGCUUCGGUCCAUGAUGACGAUAGAUCCAAAAAAUCGAAUGACCGCUCAGUCACUGCAGAAUGAGCUUUGGCUUACAAGCCAAUAGGUCUUGUUGAGCUUCUGCGAAGGGUGCGAUAUUUCAUGAGCUGCCACUGGAUGUGAGCAUCUGACCGUUUCUUGCGAAUAAAUGAGUGUUUUGCUUUAAUCGUUAAUGCCAUACAUCCCAUUCUGUGGAUCUCGUGAAGGCUUAUUUGCCUGUAGAAAGAUCAGUGAAACUAGCACCU
Penicillium subrubescens is the source of this 1241-nucleotide messenger RNA. RefSeq names its product serine-threonine protein kinase. Gene Ontology annotation, biological process: protein phosphorylation. The transcript has 3 exons. Gene Ontology annotation, molecular function: ATP binding; protein kinase activity. The coding region runs from base 5 to 1063 and encodes 352 amino acids. Lineage: Eukaryota; Fungi; Ascomycota; Eurotiomycetes; Eurotiales; Aspergillaceae. The record is from RefSeq and is a predicted model, not a curated record.